AUGGCUAGCGAAAUCUCGUUGGAGGAGACGAACAAGUUCAGAAUCUCGUUGGGCUUGAAGCCAAUACCUGUUGUAGAGCCUUCCGCCAGGCAGGCUUCAGUUGUAAUUGGUGCAAACGACGAGAAGACAGAUGAGCACCAUGAGGCAUUAAAUAGUAGUGAAAGAGACGAAAUAACGACCGAUGGGCAUGCAAGUAAGCAUUUAAAGCUUGCAUGGCAUAUUGAGCGAGCUAAAGCCAAAUUACGUGCGGGAAAUUUGACAGAUGAGCCUGAUGAGAGUGAAGAUUGGCUUUCGACAAUAAAGAAAACACCAGAGGGUGCACCUGAGGGUAAACCCCCAGGUGCUACGAUCCGCCAGAAGACCAAGAAAUUACUUAGUGGUAGAGAUAAUGCGUUUGAGGAGUUUACUGGUGAAAGUAAAAUUCUUACGCUGAAAGAGAAAGACGUACACGAAAGAAGUGACGAGGAAGAUAUUCUUGUCGACCACACUGAUACCGAGAUGCUUGAACAGUCUGAGGCCAUUCGACUGAAAAGGCUUAAUGCGCAAAGAAGACGGUUUGGAUUAAACCCUGGUGAAUUUGAGCAAAACGCUAAAGGUUUGGCUGAGCAAAGUUUUGAGCUCACGGUCAAAGACGGUGUAAUAAAUAGAAAGCCGACAGCAUCUCGAACUCAACAAAAUUUUGAAGUGCCGGUAGGAAAACGACGGUUGUCGCUGCCUGAAUCUUCUAGUGAGGAUGAAAGUGCCAAGGCAGAUUAUGCCCCUGUCAAGUUCAAAAAACGCAUGAAAAAGGGCAAGAAUAUUAAUUAUAAGCGUGUAAAGGUUCCUAGUGAGCUACCUAAAGUGGAGUUGAUAGACGAGGAUCUUGGUCUAGAGCCUGAAAUAGAAUCAUCAUCCGUCCUUGUCAUACGACCGCAGAAAGCGUUGAGCCCAAAUACAAGACGCUCAGCGGAAGAAAUUGCCGCAGAAAUAGCCAAAGAGGAACGGGAAAGAAAACAACGAGCUCGAGACGUGGCUAAAAGCGGGCAACAGAACUCAGUAUCAAUCGAUGAAAAUCAGACGUUUCUGGAAAGUCUUCGUGGCGACAUAUUGGCCAAGCCCGAGCAAGAUUUCCAGUUCAAGGCUGUAGACAUUUCUGCACCUGCCAUUAGCAAUGCUAUGAGAAAAGUAGAGCAACGAGAUGCGGAUAAGGGCAUGUUUUUGAGUGAAAACGAAGACAACAAAGACAAUGACGACGACUCUAAGCCAAACUUUUACGACGGAAUGGCUGCUACGGUAAAUUUCUUGAAGGAUAGCAAGAUUCUCCCGACAACGACGACGACCGAAAAUCUUACUCAAAAUGGUUCCUCGACCGAUGCAUUGCUGAAGUUGAAGCAACAAAUUGAGGUACGCCGUGUCCAAGAGCGGGUUCGCAAAGACGUCGAGGUUGCUGGUGCUUCCUACACGAAGGAAGAGCUUCGACAGAUAAAAGACUACGAGGACCGUGAAAUCGCUGCGAAAGCAGCCGCUAUACAGCACGAGCGACUUGAGAACUACAACCCAGAAGUGAAGCUAAAAUACACAGACGAUCGCGGUAAUGAAUUGACGACCAAGGAAGCCUACAAGAAACUAUCGCAGGCGUUUCAUGGCACAAAAUCCAAUCGCAAGAAAAGAGAAAAAGCUUCCAAGAAAAUUGACGACAGACGUAAACAGCAAGAAAGUAAUUAUCUAGGUAUUUAA
Molecule: messenger RNA, 1716 nt
Organism: Lachancea mirantina
Lineage: Eukaryota; Fungi; Ascomycota; Saccharomycetes; Saccharomycetales; Saccharomycetaceae
Source: the annotation of a GenBank genome assembly